AUGGCUAACGAACUUGACGAUAUCGAACUGACAGAAAUUCUCUUCCUAAAGAAGCUAUUCUCCUCUGCAUUCUCAGUCAUAUUUCUCGUCAAUGUCCGCAAUCAGCAAUGCAUCAUGAAGGUGCAUCAUGGACGAGGACCCCGGAGAUACUACGAACCAGAAAACCGUGAACUGGAUAUUCACGUCCUCGAGUCCACUGCCUACACGCGACUGAAAGAACGUGGGCUUUGCGACCGUGGAAUUGUACCCAACUACUUGGGCGCCGUAAGGAAAUUCGACCCGUCUUUAUGCCAGCCUCAUUUGAAAGAUUUCCUGAAUGACGAAUACCUCCCAAGCGCUAUUUUCCUGGAGUACAUUGUCGGCCUAGAAAUGAUCAGUCUCGAUAUCUAUACACAGGAACGUAUGGACAAUUUCGUUGCGGGCAUUCGACAAAUACACAAAGCGUUUGUGCGACAUCGAGACCCGAAACCGAGGAACAUGAUGGUAGUCAAAGAUACUCCUGACAGAGUGGUCUGGCUGGAUUUUGACCGGGCGGAGACCUACGACGAAGAGGGAAUCACCAGUGAGCAAGCAAGACUGAUCGAGGAGGAGCAAGAGAUUGUUACGGGGUUCAAAAUUUGUCUGGUAAGUGCGCCUACUACCGAGAAGUCCAUCGCAGCCUCUUACCCUAAAUCCCAUCAACAGGAAUCCGACUACGCGAAAGGGAAGCUUGAUGAGGCCUAUAAUUUCUAUUGCACUUGA
Molecule: messenger RNA, 741 nt
Organism: Aspergillus melleus
Lineage: Eukaryota; Fungi; Ascomycota; Eurotiomycetes; Eurotiales; Aspergillaceae
Exons: 2
Coding region: 1-741 (246 amino acids)
Biological process (GO): protein phosphorylation
Molecular function (GO): ATP binding; protein kinase activity
Source: RefSeq, a predicted model, not a curated record